Messenger RNA from Cajanus cajan (pigeon pea), 2628 nucleotides. Its product is annotated as zinc finger CONSTANS-like protein (DUF3537). The record is from RefSeq and is a predicted model, not a curated record. NCBI's taxonomy places the organism in Eukaryota, Viridiplantae, Streptophyta, Magnoliopsida, Fabales, Fabaceae.
CAACUUUGAUACACUGCUUAAGAAAUGAGCAAUGGAAAUGCUCACCCACUCCGCAACCCACCCGUUCCUGAAUCCAACGGUUCAAUUUCCCUGUGUUGCCACGCGUCAGAAGGAGACGCAGAUUGCAUUGGAUUCCAGGGUUGGGCGGCACACCGUGUGCAGCUGGGUCUGCAAUGGGAUUCGUUGUGGGCGAAAGGUGGGAAUUAAAGAGAGAGAAAGUGGUAGAGUAUAAGAUAGUAGAUAGUAAUUUGGGUUGGAUUAUCCGCAAAACAACAAAGAUGACCAAUCUGCAAAUACAAACAGAGGAGCCCCCUCAGAGUCAAACUCCGCUCCUAUCUUCAAAUCAUGGAGUAGAGAACGGUGAUAACAAUGACAAUACUAAGAAAAUCGAAGACGGUCACGGUCACGGAGACAACGAGGAGGAGAGUGAAGUGGAGGAGAGCUUGGCGCGGUUGGACCGUUUUCUCACGGUGUUAGGGUUCAACCAGGAUUCGGUCCUCAGUUUAGUGGUUUCGUGGAGUGUGUUCGUGGCGGUGGGAGUGGUGGCGCCGCUGCUGGCGCUCUCCAUGUGCGACUGUGCGGAGUGCGAGAGGUACGAGAUUCAGAGCUUCGAGAUGAUCAUCGUCGCGUUUCAGGCGAGUCUCGCCGCCGUCUCCUUGCUCUGUCUCUCGCACAACCUCCGCAAGUACGGUCUCCGCAGGUUCCUCUUCGUUGACCGCUACUCCGGACAGAUGCAUUGCUUUCACCGCGACUACGUCGCUCAGAUUUCGGGAUCUAUGCGGUUGCUUAUACUGUGGGUGUUGCCGUGUUUCCUUUUGAAGACAGUGCGAGAAAUUAUUCGUAUUUCGUAUGUACAACAUGGGUCGUGGUGGCUCUCGUUUGCUAUUUUUUCGGCUUUGAUUAUAUCUUGGACUUAUAUGAGUACAAUCUCUCUGUCGGCUUGCAUUUUGUUUCACUUGGUCUGCAAUUUGCAAGUGAUCCACUUUGAUGAUUAUGGAAAACUCUUGCAAAGGGAGAGUGAUGUGUUGGUGUUUAUGGAGGAGCACAUUCGGUUGCGCUAUCAUCUAUCCAAGAUAAGUCAUAGGUUCAGAAUCUAUCUUCUUCUAGAGUUCUUGGUUGUCACAGCUAGUCAGGUUGUGACUCUGCUGCAGGUCACUGGAUAUGGGGAGAUGCUUACCUUCAUUAAUGGUGGAGAUUUUGCUGUAUCCACACUAGUUCAGGUGGUGGGCAUUAUUAUUUGUCUGCAUGCCGCAACAAGAAUUUCUCAUAGAGCUCAAGGCAUUGUUUCACUUGCAAGCAGGUGGCAUGCAAUGGUAACGUGCACAUCUUCUGAUGCAUCUCAAUUGAGAAGCUCUGCUAGUACAGCGAACUUGGAGGCGGCAAACCAUUUAAACGCAAUACAUAUAGACUAUUCUGAAAGUGAUCUAGAGUCAAUGGAUUAUGCUGGAAUGUCUAUGAAUACCCAAUGGGCUUCCCAUAUGUCCUCUCAUCACAAGAGACAAGCUUUUGUGAUGUAUUUGCAGACGAAUCAAGGAGGAAUCACAAUAUUUGGGUGGACAGUCGACCGGUCUCUAGUGAACACAAUUUUUUUCCUUGAAUUAAGUCUGGUUACCUUUGUUCUUGGUCAGACGCUAAUCUAAGACAAAAUUUGCAGACACCAAGGAACCCGUUCGUUUUAGGUCUUCCAUAUCAUUUUGAUUGAAAGCCCCCCUCUUAUAGCCAUAAUUCUUCCUGAUGACCAAGGUAACUGAAUUUAUAUGUCGUGCAAGAAUGUUGCAUGCACCCAGUAACCAUGCAAGGUAGAAGAACAGUGUCUCGUCCACCUGUGGACUUGAGAUUUAUGGCACUGUUGUUAAAUGCCCUUGGUCUCUAACCCAAUCCGUAGCGCCACAGAUGUCUCCAAAGUUCUGUUCGUGAUUCUCAUUCCUCUCAUCAGCAUACUUAUCAUCAUUCAUCUUAUGACUUAUGAUGUGCACAUUAUGCAAGCAAACAACUUAAAUUUAUGCUAGUUAAAGAGGUAUGUGUUGUUUUCUCUCUACUUGGGCUCCUCAAAGCAGUGUUUAUCAAAUUGUUCCGAUUCAUAAUUUGAAAUGGAAGGAUCAUAUCUGUUGUCGUGUCUUCCCCUGUGUUGAAGAUUGCACCAGCCUUUGGACAUAUGUGACCUCUCCUGUUGAAUUCUUAUGCAUUUUGCUUUUGGUGUAGUAGGAAGCAAGGUGUUGGGCACUAGGACACAGGUUUAAAUUUUUAGCUAAAGAAUAUGGGGAGGAGAACCAAGGACCAUGUUGGGUGUGCAACUCUUGAUGGAUGGUCAUUACCAACGAAGCAAUGUUGUGCUUGUAGAAUUCUGAUUUAGUUAGUUUACAGUGAUUUUUUAAAAGAAAAAUUGGUAUAUGGUUUACAAUGAUUUGCAUUGUUUAAAGUUGCUGACCUGAUAACCUUUGUAUACUACAUCUCAGAAUCGUGCAUUAGAAUUAAGAAAUCGGCUUAAGAGAUGAAUACAAUGAUGUUUGCGUAUUUCGAAGGACAAAUGUACUUAUUGCUGGGUCGUGCAACAAACCCUUUUUAACAUUUACUUAUCAAAAUAUAUGUUAAUUUCUUCCUAGCAAAAUGGCUAUUUAAGUAAUCCUU